This is a messenger RNA of Engraulis encrasicolus (European anchovy), 995 nucleotides long. RefSeq lists its product as uncharacterized. The record is from RefSeq and is a predicted model, not a curated record. Bases 73 to 975 code for a protein of 300 amino acids. NCBI's taxonomy places the organism in Eukaryota, Metazoa, Chordata, Actinopteri, Clupeiformes, Engraulidae. The transcript is spliced from 5 exons.
GAUGUGGAGUGUGUGUGGAGAAGGCCUACAGCACCCAAAACAGAGGACGUUGUGGCCAAGAGGCUGUCUGUGAUGGCACCUUCGACAUCAAAAGCUGGAAUUAAGCGCCCAGUGACCGAAGAAGACAAAGGCUGGACAAGGCAGUCUUUGGCGCAAUUUGGGCGUUUCACAGGUCUGGGCUUUAUUUUAGCCCCAGAAAUACAUCAGGAAUUUGACCCAUCCCUACCAGAGAAACUAUUUGAUGGGAUACUGGCCAGUCAGGAGUACAGCGAUGCUCAAGACAAAGAGGACUUCAUCAUGACGUCUCUUGCUGUCAGCCAGCAACAAAAAGAAGCCAUCGAGAGGGCCACAGUUGGGCAGACGAGCAAUGCAUUAUGGGCAGCAUAUCGCAAGAAGAGGAUCACAGCGAGCAACUUUGGUUUGGUUUUGUCUGCAGUCAGAAGACAGUCUUUCCCACCUUCAUUGUUCAAGACACUGCUGGGAGAAUACAACCCCAAACAAGGAGCUCGUGCAUGUGAUUGGGGAAUCGUGCACGAGAAAGAGGCCAAAAAGAAGUUCAUGGAACAAAGUGGGGAGACCAUCCUGGAGAAGGGACUGUUCCUGUCUGACAGUGGGCUGCUUGGGGCCUCCCCAGAUGGACUUCUACUGUCCAGCAAUUACCUUGUGGAGGUGAAAUGCCCAUAUUCUGCCAGAGAGAAAACAAUCGCUCAGGCAGCAGAGGCAAAGGACUUUUACCUGUACGUGGACCAAGUCACCGGGCUAUUUAGGUUGAAGAACACCCACAACUACUGGCAUCAGAUUCAGGGCAACCUGCACCUGACAGAGGCUACCACCUGUCAUCUAGUUGUAUGGACAACUCAGGACAUGGCCAUUGUAGAGAUUAAAAAAGACCCAGCCUGGGUCAGCAAUCUUAAGGUCCUGGAAAAUUUUUACAAGGACCAUUUUCUGCCCCGUGCUCUCUUCAAUAACAAAUAAAUGUUAACUUAUUGAACUUA